UUAUGGAGGGUUUUGAGAAUAUGGCAUUCAUUGCUAAUGCUGUCAAUCUCUUCACAUAUUUUCAUGGUGUUAUGUACUAUGACUUGGCCGAUUCCUCUACCACGCUCACAAAUUUGAUGGGAGCUUCCUUCUUACUAGCAUUAUUUGGAGCCUUUCUAUCUGAUGCAUACAUUAACAGAUUCAACACUAACAUUAUUUUUGCUUCUAUAGAAGUAGUGGGUUAUCUAUUGCUAACUAUGCAAGCACACUUCCCUUCAUUGAGGCCCAGUGAGUGUGAUAUAUUGAAUCCUGUCAUGAAUUGUAAGCAUGUUGGAGGAGGAAAUGCCGCCCUGCUUUACAUGGGGUUGUAUCUGAUUGCUCUUGGAACGGGUGGUGUGAAGGCUGCUCUUCCGUCCUUGGGGGCAAACCAGUUUGAUGAGAAGGAUCCAAGAGAGAGUAGGCUCAUGUCUAGUUUUUUCAACUGGUUCUUUUUCAGCCUUUCAGUUGGAGCAAGCUUGGGAGUGACAUUCAUCGUGUGGAUUCAGAACAACAAAGGAUGGGAUUGGGGAUUUGGUUUAUGUACCAUGGCAGUUGCCCUUGGUAUUUUUAGCCUGCUAUUUGGUAUGUCCACAUACCGGAAUCAAGUGCCUCGUGGCAGUCCUCUCACUCGAAUUAUGCAGGUGUUUGUUGCUGCAAUUCGGAAGAGAAACCUUCCUCUUCCAGAGGAGGCAACAGAGUUGUAUGAGGUGAAUGAUAAAGAAACAGCUUUAGACAAAGAACUCUCACACACCCAACAAUUUCGAUUUCUGGACAGAGCUGCCAUAGUACAGGAAAGUUCAGAGAAACCAGAGAGCCCAUGGCAACUCUGCACUGUGACACAAGUGGAAGAAGCGAAAAUCUUGGUGCGCAUGCUACCAAUAUUUGCAAGCACCAUUCUGGUAGCCACCUGCUUGGCCCAGCUUCAAACAUUCUCAGUGCAACAGGGGAUGACCAUGGACACCCACAUAGGCUCCAGCUUUCAUAUUCCUCCAGCUUCUCUAGCAGCAAUACCCCUGAUAAUUUUGUUAGUUCUCACCCCACUCUAUGAUCUUGUCUUUGUUCCCUUUGCCAGGCGAAUAACAGGAAAAGAGACUGGCAUAACUCAUCUCCAGAGAAUUGGAGUGGGACUGUUGCUCUCUGCAUUGUCAAUGGCCAUUGCUGCAAUGGUGGAAGUGAAGAGAAAAGAUGUAGCUCGAGAGCACAACAUGUUAGACAGCAGAGAGCCUGUGCCAUUAAGUGUGUUCUGGUUAGGCUUCCAGUAUUUGGUAUUUGGAGUUGCAGACCUCUUCACUGUGGUGGGUCUAAUGCAAUUCUUUUACAGCCAAGCUCCUCCAGGCAUGAAAUCCUUGGCUACAGCUUUCUCAUGGUGUUCUUUGGCUUUUGGCUACUUCCUCAGCACAGUUGUGGUGAAUGUAGUGAACAAAGCCACUAGUAAGAUUACAGGCAGUGGCGGUUGGCUUCAUGGAAACAAUCUGAAUCGUAACAACCUCAAUCUCUUCUACUGGAUGCUCGCCAUUCUCAGCAUCCUCAACUUUUUCAACUAUCUCUACUGGUCUCGAUGGUACAAAUACAAGCCAAUUACUCAACAUCAUCAAAACAUUAAAUCUCCCCUUAAGAGCUGGUAUGUAGGCUCUCCUUGA
This is a messenger RNA of Cryptomeria japonica (Japanese cedar), 1658 nucleotides long. Its product is annotated as protein NRT1/ PTR FAMILY 4.5-like. The record is from RefSeq and is a predicted model, not a curated record. The transcript is spliced from 4 exons. NCBI's taxonomy places the organism in Eukaryota, Viridiplantae, Streptophyta, Pinopsida, Cupressales, Cupressaceae. Gene Ontology annotation, biological process: transmembrane transport. Gene Ontology annotation, molecular function: transmembrane transporter activity. Bases 3 to 1658 code for a protein of 551 amino acids. Gene Ontology annotation, cellular component: membrane.